AAAAUCCUAUUGGAUUCAGUUCAUCUUCCCUUCCUACUGCUAAUUCUGUACAGUUUAAUAUGCAACCUCCUCCCGAUCCGAAUGAGCAAUACAAUCUGGUUGAUAUCUCAUCUCACUCCACUAACUGGUAAUACAGUGGACAUGCCUUCUUUUUCUACAUUCAAUCAAGGCAUUGGAUGUCCACUUGUUUCUGAAGCUGAUUUAGGGUACGCCUAUAGUUCAUUUCCACCUAUUCCAGACUUCACAACAGGUCAAUUGUCUGAGGAAGGACCGAAUUUUUUAACAACAGAUCAGUUGGGUCAUCUUAGGCCUCCUGUGCUGUCAACUUUGGACAAUAUCUAUGUUGAUCAGAAAAAUAUGGAUUCUAUUAGUGCUUCAUCUUCAAUAACUGCACCAGAAGUUCCAGUGGCAUUCUUGCCAUCAAAUCUCCCUGGAAAACAGGAUUGUUGUGUUCUUUCUCUCCCUUUCACUGAAGAAUUUGAUUUUGAAGCAAUGAAUGAGAAGUUUAAAAAGGAAGAGAUAUGGGGUUACCUUGGAAGCACUAGACAAAGGGAAAAAACUCUAAGUGUUUCCUCUCCUCAAAACUUGGGUAAUGAAGGAUUGUAUGGAUCAGAACUACUGAAAAUUGAUAGCAAACCUGCUUACAACAAGGAAGAGUUCUUUGACACAUUGUCAAAGGCCUCUUAUAAUAAGCACGAGUGUUUCAACACACUGUCUGGUAAUACGCACAUGCGUGGACCAAGGAACGGACCACCUAGGUUUUCUAAUCGAAUGAAGAUGGAUAACGAGACUUUUAGCAACUUCAACCAGAGACAUUAUGCUGGCUACGAUGCUCAUGAUGAGACUUACAGAAGCCCUCACAAUUGGGGAAGGGAUUAUAACCAUGAUGGAAGAGGAGGCGGUGAAGAGUAUUAUCCAUAUAAGCUUUGAGUUAUGUUGCAUGAAGAAUAAUGUGGGCAUGUAUUCCCUGGUUUUAUAAAAUCUAAUGCAGGUUUAUUAUUUUCUUUCUGGUCAAUGAUUACAUGUUCUCUUAUCCUCAUGAAUACUAUAUUAUUAAGCAGGAGGUUUAUUACU
Messenger RNA from Impatiens glandulifera, 1074 nucleotides. RefSeq names its product decapping 5-like protein. Gene Ontology annotation, biological process: P-body assembly; cytoplasmic stress granule assembly. NCBI's taxonomy places the organism in Eukaryota, Viridiplantae, Streptophyta, Magnoliopsida, Ericales, Balsaminaceae. Bases 82 to 930 code for a protein of 282 amino acids. The record is from RefSeq and is a predicted model, not a curated record. The transcript is spliced from 4 exons. Gene Ontology annotation, molecular function: mRNA binding. Gene Ontology annotation, cellular component: P-body.